GGCGGCGGCGGCGGCGGCGGCGCCGCCGCUGGGGCCUUGUGCGGUAGCUGCUGGCUCGCCGCCGCCAUGGGUAAGGACUAUUACCGCACGCUGGGCCUGGCCCGCGGCGCCUCCGACGAGGACAUCAAGCGCGCUUACCGCAAGCAGGCGCUGCGCUACCACCCCGACAAGAACAAGGAGCCCGGCGCCGAGGAGCGCUUCAAGGAGGUGGCCGAGGCCUACGACGUGCUCAGCGACCCCAAGAAGCGCGAGAUCUUCGACAAAUAUGGCGAGGAAGGGCUGAAAGGCGGCGGCCCCACGUGCGGCCCCGGCGGCUCCAACGGCCCUUCCUUCAGCUACACCUUCCGCGGCGACCCGCACGCCAUGUUCGCCGAGUUCUUCGACGGCCGCAACCCCUUCGACACCUUCUUCGCGCAGCGCAACGGCGGCGACGACGACAUGGACGUCGACGACGCCUUCACCUCCUUCCACAUGGGCGGCUUCGGCAACGUCGGCUUCGCUCGCUCGCGCGGCGGCGGCCAGGAGAGCAUCUGCCGCAAGCAGGACCCCCCUGUCCUCUACGACCUCAAGGUCUCCCUGGAGGAGAUCUACACGGGCUGCACCAAAAAGAUGAAAAUCUCCCACAAACGCCUCAAUCCCGACGGGAAGACGGUCAGGAACGAGGACAAGAUCCUCACCAUCGAGGUGAAACGAGGUUGGAAAGAAGGCACCAAAAUCACUUUCCCCAAAGAAGGCGACCAGACGCCCAACAACAUCCCCGCUGACAUCAUCUUCGUCGUCAAAGACAAGCCGCACGGCGUCUUCCGCAGGGACGGCUCGGACGUUAUUUACCCAGCCAAAAUCAGCCUCCGCGAGGCCCUGUGCGGCUGCACGGUGAACGUACCCACGCUGGACGGCCGCACCAUCCCCAUGAUUUUCAAGGACGUCCUGAAACCCGGCGUGAAACGGCGCGUGCCCGCCGAGGGGCUCCCUUACCCCAAAAACCCCGAGCAGCGGGGCGAUCUCAUCAUCGAAUUCGACGUCAGGUUCCCCGACAGGAUCCCUCCCGCCUCCAAGACCAUCCUGGAGCAGGUCUUGCCCAUAUAGCACCUCCUGCUUUAAGGACUCGGGUAGAGCUUCAGGGGUGACGAUGCUUCCUUGGAUUUUUUUUCUUUUAUUUUUUAUUUUUUUGGGGAGGAGGACCAAACUGGGUGUUUUUUUGGGGGGGCAGGGGGCACAGGAGGGGGGAUUCAGUCUCGCCCCGCUGAGCGGAGCCUUCAGGCGUCUUCCCCCGGCGACGAUCUCGCCGCCUUCGCGCCCCCCCCUUGUUUUUUUGCCCCCCGACCGCAGAGCGCGCUCUGAAAACACCUCGAGGGGACUCCAGCGUGGCCUUUCCGCCUGUUGCUCCCCCGGCGGGGUGUGUGUGUGUGCGCGCGGAGGGGGGUGUUGCUCUUCCUCGGAUCAGCCCCCCCCCCCCCCCCCCCUGUUCACCUGGAAUUUGAUACUUUUAAAAACAAAACCAAAAUGCUCCUGUUAACACCGGGAUUUUUUUGAACCUCGAGUUGGCUCCCCGGUGUCGGCUGCUCCCUGUGUUCCUACCGCCCCCUCUCUGCUCCCUCCGGAGAAUCGCUGCGAGGAAGAGGAGGAGGAGGAGGAGGAAGAGGGGGGUAGGGGGGGAAAUUUCCGGCGCCUCAAGCUUCCUUCGAAGGCCUCUUCCGCCUUCGGAUCCGGGCCGUGGCUCCGGCUUUUAUCCUUUGCGGAUAAAAGGGUGGAUUUGUUGUUGUCGCUGGCGCGGCCGCUCCUGGUCCAGGAGCGACUCCCGGGCACUCGUGUACAGAUAAAAACUUGUGGUUUUUUUUUGUAUAAAUCUCUGUAAAGUUGACAUGUAAUUAGUUAAAAAAAAAAAGAAAAAAAAGUUGGAAUUAGA
Rhea pennata is the source of this 1906-nucleotide messenger RNA. It is a transcript of the gene DNAJB1, whose product is annotated as DnaJ heat shock protein family (Hsp40) member B1. Gene Ontology annotation, cellular component: cytosol. The record is from RefSeq and is a predicted model, not a curated record. NCBI's taxonomy places the organism in Eukaryota, Metazoa, Chordata, Aves, Rheiformes, Rheidae. The coding region runs from base 67 to 1086 and encodes 339 amino acids. Gene Ontology annotation, biological process: negative regulation of transcription by RNA polymerase II. Gene Ontology annotation, molecular function: transcription corepressor activity; Hsp70 protein binding. The transcript is spliced from 3 exons.